ACUGGCCAUGGACCAGCCAACCGGUCUACAGGUGGACUAUAUCUUCCGGGGUGUGGAGCACGCUGUGCGGGUGUUGGUGUCUGGGCAGGUGCUGGAGCUGGAGGUGGAGGACCGGAUGACGGCAGACCAGUGGCGCGGCGAGUUCGAUGCCAGCUUCAUCGAAGAUUUGACUCACAAGACAGGGAACUUCAAACAGUUCAACAUCUUCUGUAACAUGCUGGAGUCAGCCCUGACCCAGAGCAGUGAGUCGGUGACCCUUGACCUGUUGACCUACACAGAUCUGGAGGCCCUAAGGAACCGCAAGAUGGGGGGCCGCCCAGGCCCCUUGGCCUCAAGGUCUGCUCAGCUCAACUCCAAGCGCUACUUGAUCCUCAUCUACUCCGUGGAGUUUGACAGGAUUCACUACCCGCUGCCCCUCCCGUACCAGGGCAAGCCAGACCCCGUGGUCCUUCAGGGCAUCAUCCGCUCACUGAAGGAGGAGCUGGGCCGCCUUCGAGGGCUGGACGGCCAGGACCCUCGGGACACCAGGGACUCUGAGAUCUGGCACCUGCGGGAGCAGGUGUCGCGCUUGGCUUCUGAGAAGCGAGAGUUGGAGGCCCAGCUAGGUCGCUCGCGCGAGGAGGCGCUGGCCGGGCGCGCGGCGCGCCAGGAGGCCGAGGCGCUGCGCGGGCUCGUGCGCAGCCUGGAGCUGGAGCUGAGGCAGGAGCGCGGUCUCGGGUACCGCGGGUCCGGCCGCCGCAGCCAGGACUGCCGUCGCCUGGCCAAGGAGCUGGAGGAGGUGAAGGCGUCGGAGCGGAGCCUGCGCGUGCGGCUGAAGGCGCUGAACAGCGAGCUGGCCACUUACAGGAGGGGGAGACGGACUCCGCCAGUGAUGCCGCACUCAGUCCGGGAGGACCGGGCUUCGUCGUCCCGGGAGCGCUCCACGUCCCGUGGCCGCGGCGCCGCCCGCUCCUCAUCCCGGGAGAGUGGCCGCGGGGCCCGGGGUCGAGGCCGCCCUGCCCGCCCCUCGCCCUCGCCCACAGGUGGUCGCAUGCCCCGUUUUGACCCCACAGCCUUCGUGAAAGCCAAGGAGAAGAAACUGAGAGAGAUCAAGAUGAAGCAGCAGCAGCGGCAGCGGAACCGAUUGGGCAGCGGAGGAAGCGGGGACGGGCCGUCAGUCUCCUGGGCUCGCCAGACUCGUCCUCCUGCUGCCGUGACCGGCCGAGGGGAUGCGGCUAACCGCUCCCGAAACCGCAGCUCUUCGGUGGACAGUUUCCGCAGCCGCUGCUCGUCUGCCAGCUCCUGCAGCGAGUUCGAAGAUUUCUCUGAAUCCCUUCCUAGACGCGCUCGCCGUCAACGCGGGAAGCCCCCCAGUCCCACAACCUUGAGUGGGUCCAAUAUGCUGCAGAAGUCCACCCCCGUGGAAUGUGGCCGCCAUCAGAGACGCCUGGCCAAUUCUGGGGGCUGGGUCCCCAUGAAAGAGUACAGCUCCGACUACCAGCCGGCCGACAUGGCUGAAAUAGACGCCCGUUUGAAGGCCUUGCAGGAAUACAUGAACCGACUAGACACGCGGUCGUGACCUCAGGGAGGGAGCACUGUCCCUUCACCCUCUAUCCACCGCUGGAUUUGGUGUUGGGGGUGGGGGCGGUGCGUCCUUCCAGUCCCCCCAGGCCCGGCCCCUCCCGGUGCUCUUGGGGUCUCAGGCGCAUGAGUCCCUUGCAUCUCCGCUCCCCGAG
Pteronotus mesoamericanus is the source of this 1715-nucleotide messenger RNA. RefSeq names its product coiled-coil domain containing 61 (gene CCDC61). The record is from RefSeq and is a predicted model, not a curated record. The transcript has 13 exons. Gene Ontology annotation, cellular component: centrosome. Lineage: Eukaryota; Metazoa; Chordata; Mammalia; Chiroptera; Mormoopidae. The coding region runs from base 8 to 1558 and encodes 516 amino acids.